GCGGCAUUGGAAGCCAGAGACGUGGAAACAGAGGGUAAGAGAAGUGGAGCGAGAUACACAGGCGUGGAGAGCGUGGAGAGACGCAGAGGGACGUGAAGAGACUAAGCAAAGGCACUAAGCAGGAGGCGAGCAGGGUGUAAGACGAGGAGGAGCUUGGCCGCCCCUGGAGCCCCAGCCCCGCCUUCAUGCCCGGCAGGUGCCCGGCCUGGUCCAUCCUCCCAGGUAAGCCUCAGCCAGUGCUGCAGGUGAUCUGAGAUAAACCCCAGGUGACUCUUGAGGAGUGUCUGCAGACCAGAGGAUGGCCCAAGUCCUGCACGUGCCAGCCCCCUUCCCAGGGGCCCCCGGUCCAGCCUCCCCACCCGCCUUCCCUGCCAGGGAGCCUGACCCACCAUACUCCGUGGAGACGCCCUACGGCUACCGCCUCGACCUGGACUUUCUCAAGUACGUGGAUGACAUUGAGAAAGGCCACACGCUCCGGCGCGUGGCCGUGCAGCGCCGGCCCCGCCUCGGCUCACUGCCACGGGGUCCCGGCUCCUGGUGGACAUCCACUGAGUCUCUGUGCUCUAAUGCCAGUGGGGACAGCCGCCACUCGGCCUACUCCUACUGUGGCCGUGGCUUCUACCCGCAGUAUGGUGCCCUAGAGACGCGCGCUGGCUUCAACCCGCGCGUGGAGCGCACGCUGCUGGACGCCCGUCGCCGCCUGGAGGACCAGGCGGCUGCACCCACUGGCUUGGGCUCCCUGACCCCCAGCGCAGCAGGCUCCACAAGCUCGUUGGUGGGCGUGGGGCUGCCACCCCCAACGCCACGGGGCUCGGGACUGUCCACACCCGUGCCUCCCAGCGCUGGGCACCUGGCCCACGUGCGGGAACAGAUGGCGGGUGCGCUACGGAAGCUGCGGCAGCUGGAGGAGCAGGUGAAGCUGAUCCCCGUGCUCCAGGUGAAGCUCUCUGUGCUGCAGGAGGAGAAACGGCAGCUCACAGUACAGCUCAAGAGCCAGAAAUUCCUGGGCCACCCCACAGGGGCCCGGAGCCGCAGUGAGCUCUGCCUGGACCUCCCAGAGCCCCCCGAGGACCCGGUGACCCUCGAGACCCGGAGCGUGGGCACCUGGGUCCGAGAGCGGGACUUGGGUGUGUCUGACGGGGAGGCGGCCCUUGCCGCUAAGGUCGCCGUGCUGGAGACCCAGCUCAAGAAAGCACUCCAGGAGCUGCAGGCAGCUCAGGCCCGGCAGGCUGACCCCCAGCCCAGCCCAGCCUCGGCUCCACCAGACAGCCCCAUCCGCGUGGACACUGUCCGGGUGGUAGAGGGCCCUCGGGAGGUGGAGGUGGUUGCCAGUACAGCCGCUGGGGCCCCUGCACAGCGGGCCCAGAGUCUGGAGCCCUAUGGGACAGGGCUGCGGUCCCUGGCAACGUCUGGAGGGGUUGAGAGCCCUGCAGUGUUCCGUACCCAUGAGGUGGUAGAGACAGCGUUCCCCACAGCCACUGCAUCCACUGGCAACAUCCACCUGGUGAAGAAAAUUAGCAUCACGGAACGAAGCUGCGACGGGACAGCAGGGCUCCCACCGGCUCCUGCAGAGUCACCGUCGUCACCCCCAGGGAUGGAGGCCACCUCCCGGGCACAGCCUGAGAAGAGUGCAGGUGGGUCGGCUGCCCGGGAUGCUGCUGACGGGGAGCCCACCAGGCAAGCAGCCUCAUGCCAGUCACAGGAGGUGGGGGGCGUAGGUGAGCCCCAGGUCGGUGUGCGGUCCAUCAUGAAGCGCAAAGAGGAGCCCGCAGACCCUGCAGCCCGGCGGAGGAGCCUGCAGUUUGUGGGCGUCAACGGCGGAUACGAGUCCUCAUCUGAGGACUCUAGCACAGCAGAGAACUUCUCGGACAACGAGAGCACAGAGAAUGAGGCCCCAGAGCCAGAGGAGAGGGUUGCAAGUGUGGUCGAAGCCCCCCAGCUCAGGCCCUCGGAGACAGCAGCAGCCAAGACCAGCCAGGAGGAGUGCCAGCUGCCUCGGGAGUCUCAGCACGUGCCUGUGGCGGAGGCAGCAUCAGGAGCGAAUGCAGAGGAGGAGAUCCGGAUGGAGUUAAGCCCUGACCUCAUCUCAGCCUGCCUGGCCCUGGAAAAGUACCUGGACAAUCCGAAUGCCCUCACUGAGCGGGAGCUGAAAGUGGCCUACACCACGGUGCUGCAGGAGUGGCUGCGCCUGGCCUGCCGCAGCGACGCCCACCCUGAGCUCGUGCGGCGCCACCUGGUCACAUUCCGGGCCAUGUCAGCGCGCCUGCUGGACUACGUGGUCAACAUCGCCGACAGCAAUGGCAACACCGCUCUGCACUACUCCGUGUCUCAUGCCAACUUCCCUGUGGUACGGCAGCUGCUUGACAGCGGUGUGUGCCAGGUGGACAAGCAGAACCGCGCUGGCUACAGCCCCAUCAUGCUCACUGCCCUGGCCAACCUGAAGACCCAGGAUGACAUCGAGACCGUCUUGCAGCUCUUCCGGCUCGGAGAUGUCAAUGCCAAAGCCAGCCAGGCGGGACAGACAGCCCUGAUGCUGGCGGUCAGCCACGGACGGGUGGAUGUCGUCAAAGCUCUGCUGGCCUGUGAAGCAGAUGUCAACGUGCAGGACGAUGAUGGCUCCACGGCCCUCAUGUGCGCCUGUGAGCACGGCCACAAGGAGAUCACAGGGCUCCUGCUGGCUGUGCCCAGCUGCGACAUCUCACUCACUGAUCGCGACGGGAGCACAGCUUUGAUGGUGGCCUUGGACGCCGGGCAGAGUGAAAUCGCAUCCAUGCUGUACUCUCGCAUGAACAUCAAGUGCUCUUUUGCCCCGAUGUCAGAUGACGAAAGCCCUGCGUCAUCCUCUGCGGAAGAGUAGCCGUGAGGGAGACCAGCCCCAGAACCAACCGUCCCUCCUCCCUUGCCCCUUGUCUCCUCCCUCGCCAGCCCCCACGCCGACCCACCGAGGCCAAGUCUCAAAGGCAAGUGGGGUUUUCCUUCCGCUUCCCAGGAGGAGCCCCGCAACAGCAACAAGACUCCAGCCUAAAGCGGGUUUCUCCCUGGUACGUCAGUUCAAAGCGGCCGCAGCGCAGACUGGAGCUAAAUUCUUCCAUAAAUUGGCGCCAGUGGCUGAUGCUGGGGCGUGGGUUUGUGAAGAACAUGGAGAACAAUCAACUGGCAAUUAUGGAUGGAGCGGGGUGAAAAGGAGAAUACCGUAUUUUUGAGUCAUUAUCGGGGGAGUGGGGGAAAUCCUAUUCCUUGUUGCCAAAUUUGAAAGUCACUGGAAUUGCAUAUUUUCAUUUUAAUCCCGAAUGUCAUUAUGCGCAGGUCACGUCUGGAGUGGCUUGACGCCCCCGCCCCCUCCCACUGCCCACCCCACAUUUACUUGUCUGCCAGAUAAUAGUGUUUUGUCCACUUCAACCACCACCCCCCCCAACCACUUUCUUGGUAGAAUAUUCUUCUGGUCUCUUCGCAAAGCCAGAUUCUGUCCUUGUCACUCAGGGCUGGAAGCUCAGUCUUUCCUGCUGCUUCCAAGUCAGGGGGGCUCAGGACCCAGCAGCCGAGAUGUGUGAGCAGUUCACAUGCAAGAAUCACCCAGAAAUCUGUCCCCUCCCUGCGUGGAGGCCCUGGCAAAUAUUAAUUUUCCUAGAAAAUCCUUCAGACCUAGGGAUGCAGGAAAUGAAAUCGGUUCCCAGAGCAGCUGCCGAGUCCCUGGACUUGGAACCCUGGUAACACGGGGGCCGCCUUCCACCUCCCCAGACUCCAGAAUUUCUCUCAAAGGAGGGGGGAAAAAACAGGGCAUGCGCUUGCUGGCAAAGCACAGGGCAAGCUCCAGAAACUCCAUGUGUGCACAAUUAAAAGUUGGCUGCCCUCGAGGGCUCCCAGUGCAAACUUAAAGAGACAGGGCUUUGCGGAAAACCAAACAAAGGCCAGCUGGGGUUGGUGAUGUUUUUUUUUUUUUUUUUCCUUUUUUCUUUUUCUUUCUUUAUUUCUUCCUUUCUUUCUUUUUUUUUUUUUUUAAAACCUACGGGCUUUCCGGAGCUGCCUGGACCAGGGCCUGCUGGAAAUCAGGCUCACCAGACACACACAGUUUCCUUCAUGGCCUGUUCUGUCCCCAGAAUCUUAACAGAGUUUUCUUUCCAGUUCCUUCCUUUGGUGAACAAGAAAAAAAAGGGGCGGUGGGUGGGGGAUGGGCUCGGAGCCUUGAGAAGUGCCUUGUGACAGACAGGGAGUCAGAUCCCCAGCUAAUCAGCGUCCUGUCCCCUCAGCUCAGCUGCCAGGGUUGGAGCCAAACCGCAGCUGGACAGAGUGAGCCCUGAGUGCUCAUGUUCAUUCAGGAAAGCGAAGUGCUGGCUUCUCUCCUAGGAAAGAAGGGGUUUCUUGGCUUGAUGGAGUCUGGCGUGCUUUGAUUUUGACAGCAGGGAGGUACCUAAGACAGAAGAGCUUGGACGGUCAAAGAAGACACCCUUGAUUGCGUGUGCAUGUGUGCGUGUGCGUGUGUGUGUGUGUGUGUGUAAAUUGGAGAGAAAACAAAACCAAAGCUGACUGGGGACAACUGCUGUGUGUGACACAAGGCCAGGACUUUGGGCAGCUUUGAGAUGUGGUACCAAAGCUGUACGCCUGUGUGUCUGGUCCCUGCGCCGGCCCUUGGGUUUAAGCUCCUAGAAGCAGCUCAUGGACAAUACCACCACCGCCCCCCAGAUAAGUCUAUUCAUCCCUGCUUCCCUUCCCCUACCCACUGGGCUCGCUGUGCUAGACUAGGCUCCAGGGACGUCCUGCCUUUGUCCCUGUUCUCACGUGUAUUCGUUCGUGACCUUUAGCUCCACUUUCUGACCACGGUACGUCCAUAAAGACAGUAUUACACUUAAAUGAAGUAUUCCUUUUUGUAAUCGCGUUGUAGAAGGUAAAGGAAUUUAAUAAAGCUACCGUAUGAUAAUGUCCA
Messenger RNA from Nyctereutes procyonoides (raccoon dog), 4921 nucleotides. RefSeq names its product KN motif and ankyrin repeat domains 2 (gene KANK2). The record is from RefSeq and is a predicted model, not a curated record. Gene Ontology annotation, cellular component: cytoplasm. Gene Ontology annotation, molecular function: protein binding. Gene Ontology annotation, biological process: negative regulation of transcription by RNA polymerase II; negative regulation of vitamin D receptor signaling pathway; negative regulation of G1/S transition of mitotic cell cycle. Lineage: Eukaryota; Metazoa; Chordata; Mammalia; Carnivora; Canidae.